Manihot esculenta (cassava) is the source of this 5226-nucleotide messenger RNA. RefSeq names its product protein DETOXIFICATION 19. Bases 148 to 1647 code for a protein of 499 amino acids. The transcript has 7 exons. Lineage: Eukaryota; Viridiplantae; Streptophyta; Magnoliopsida; Malpighiales; Euphorbiaceae. Gene Ontology annotation, cellular component: membrane. The record is from RefSeq and is a predicted model, not a curated record. Gene Ontology annotation, molecular function: antiporter activity; xenobiotic transmembrane transporter activity. Gene Ontology annotation, biological process: xenobiotic detoxification by transmembrane export across the plasma membrane.
AAAUAAAAUAAAACGGGAGCACUUGCGGCGUAGCUGCUUUUCAUUUCGGAGUUUGUAAUCUGGGCCUUUGAUCGGUGUAAGGAUCAUCGCAGUCCCUCGGCUUCCGAUCAAGAGUAUAUAUAUAUAUAUAUAUAUAUAUAUAUAUAUAUGAUUAUGUACGACAAGAAGCAUCAGCAACAUCCCGGGGAGGAGGAGAUCAAACUGCUGUCAAACGCAAGUUCGGAUGGCGCCGGAAACGAACAAGAGGAAGAAGAAAGCAGGAGAAAGUACUGGUGGAAGAAGGUGUUAGAUGUGAAGGAAGCCAAGAAACAAAUCUUGUUUUCUCUGCCCAUGAUUCUUACUAAUGUUUUCUAUUAUUUGAUACCUUUGGUUUCCGUCAUGUUCGCUGGCCACCUAGGUGAGCUUGAGCUUGCAGGCGCCACCCUCGCAAAUUCCUGGGCCACCGUCACUGGCUUUGCCUUUAUGACAGGUUUAAGUGGAGCACUAGAAACACUAUGUGGCCAAGGCUUUGGUGCUAAAUUGUAUAGAAUGUUGGGAAUUCAUCUGCAAGCAUCCUGCAUCAUAUCGUUCUUCCUCUCCAUUAUAAUAUCUGUAAUCUGGUUCUAUACGGAGUCAAUUUUGGUCUUACUGCAUCAGGAUCCACAAAUUUCUGCCACUGCAGCUCUCUAUAUGAAGAAUCUCAUUCCUGGAUUAUUUGCGUAUGGAUUUCUGCAGAACAUGUUGAGGUUUCUUCAGACACAAUCUACAGUCAUGCCCCUUGUCCUAUUUUCAUUUAUACCAAUGUGCAUUCAUAUUGGUAUUGCUUAUGCUUUGAUUUACUGCACAACUCUUGGUUUUAAGGGAGCUCCACUGGCAGUUUCAAUAUCAUUGUGGUUAUCAGUGCUUAUGGUGGCCAUGUAUGUGAUAAUUGCAAAGAAAUUUGAGCACACGUGGCAUGGAUUUUCAUUCGAAUCUUUCAACUACAUUCUUACCAACAUAAAAUUAGCCCUUCCUUCUGCUGCAAUGGUGUGCUUGGAGUAUUGGGCUUUUGAGAUUCUGGUGUUCUUAGCAGGCACAAUGCCAAACUCAAAGAUAACUACCUCAUUAAUUGCUAUAUGCGUGAACACAGAAUCUGUAGCCUACAUGUUAACCUACGGUCUCAGUGCUGCUGCGAGCACAAGGGUAUCUAAUGAGUUGGGAGCAGGCAAUCCAGGCCGAGCUAAGGGAGCCAUGGCAGUGACUCUUAAGCUUUCUGUCUUUCUUGCCCUCAUAGUUGUUUUGGCUCUAGCAUUUGGUCACAAUAUCUGGGCUGCAAUGUUCAGUGACAGCCAUGCAAUAGUAGAGGACUUUGCCUCCAUGGCUACCUUGCUUGCGAUUUCCAUUACGGUUGAUUCCAUUCAAGGUGUCUUAUCAGGAGUGGCCAGAGGAUGUGGUUGGCAGCACUUAGCAGUGUAUGCUAACUUGGCAACAUUUUACAUCAUUGGGAUGCCAAUAGCAUGUCUUCUUGGAUUCAAGUUGAAGCUGUAUGUCAAGGGUUUGUGGAUUGGCUUAAUCUGUGGCCUUUCUUGCCAAGCUGCUACCCUCUCAUUGAUCACAAUUCGAGCAAAAUGGACUCGAGUAGCAGAUCUUUCUAUAAGCAGAGAUGAAGAAAACCCGCUUGUCGGUUAGCAAAAUAUCCAUUUAAUUGCUUGAUUCGAUUACAUAUAACCAUUAAUGGGUACUUUUCGGCCAUUGGCUAAUUUGUAGCUAUAGGCACUUCUUUUUCCAAUUUAUGUUUAUGUUGGUGUUGUAGAGUCCCAAAAUAAUUAUUUUUAGAGAAAAUUCAAGAUGUUAGACACAAUCUUUACCUUCAAUAAACUUCAAAAGGAUCAAUUAAGCCAACCUCAAUUGGUCCAAUAGCAAGCAUUUUAGUUGCUUAUGCUUCAUACUCUAUUUGCAGCUAGCCAAAUGCUAAAUUAGAAUCACACUGAAAGGGAGUACGUAGUAGAUAUUGAAGUUUCUUAGAAGUGCUAAACCAAAUGGUAUAGAAUGCUUCAAACUGAAAAGACUCCUUUUAUAGAAAUGGGUUGAUUCACCUUUUGAUCCACUACUGUCAUGAAACAAACUGAGAUCAACGCAAUCAAGCUAAAUCAGCACAAAAUAGACAUGAUAUCACAUAUAUUUUAUUAAUUUAGGCAAAAUAAAAUGUGAAACUUUUAUUUUCCAUGCAUUGCAAUUGAAGAUGGAAGCAUUUCACAUGGACUAAAGAAAAAUGCUACAUACAAUUAAUUGAGCACCAGCAAAAGAAAAGAGUCCAGCACCGGAAGCAGUUCCAUCAUUUUGCAUCAACAUUGUAUCACUCCUUUUUCUCUUCCUUGGAAUCCUCUACCUUGGCUUCCUUUGCCUUUGGUUUUCCCUGCUUGGGCUUCAUGAAGCAGAAACAUGAGCAACAAGGACACUGGAACAAGAACUUCAUUGCUUAUGCCUGCUUUCACUUCUAAAAAUGUACCCAAAACCUUAUAUCUAGCAGAAGUGUUAGCUUUCCCUAUGCCUUUUUAUCUUCUUUUUUCUUCCUUUUCUUAUUUUAUUUUAUUUUUUUUGGGUUACUGCCUCUUUAUCUUCUUUCUCAUCUAAUAAUGUUGUUUCAUUUUUUCAGAAUUUUUAAUUAUCCAUAGGAUUCCAAUUCAAUCGCUUUCAAUAAAGAAGAUGCUAGCCUAACAAUGCCAGCUCUAGAAUGAGAAGUGGUGGGGCUGCCCAUGAGAAACAAAAAAAUUAAUGCUUCUAAUCAGGCUUCUCUUUGUGGGUCAUGUUUCACCGCUAGUUUAGAAAUUUAGAGGCUCCUUUUUUAUUUCUUUGUCUCACCCUAAAAUAUGAUUCCCAAGCUGGCAAGCAAUACUUAGCAGAAAUAAAUUUUAAAUUACCAUCUGGAGCCAUCACACUUUUUCUGAACUACCCGAAGACUUUUUAAGCCAUCUGAUUGAAAUCUUGAUAUUUAUGUCAAAUGGGUGCAUUCAUUCAUGAUAAGCUUAUUGACCAAUUAGUAAGUAAUCAAGCUUGGCUUCAAUUUUUCUUUCUUUAUUUUUUUUUCUUGGAAAAGCAAGAAGCAUAUUCUACACCAAUCAUGAUGGUUUUCAUGAAUUGGUAGAAAUCGCUUUUAUAUACCUAUCAUUUGACUUUGCUUUGAAAGUUCACAAAAAGGAAAUAAUGAAGGCAUGUGAAUUUCAAUCUAUUAUGCGACUUUCAGGGUUGCUUUUGCCGGUAAAAGAAAAGAAUAUUUAUGAACAGCACUGGCGUCCAAUUAUUUUUAUGCUCUGACCCAUAUCCAACAGGCCUCUGAUCAUCUUACGAUUUCAGCUCUGAAACUUCCCUUGUGAUCUUCAAGGCGCUCAUACAGGUACAAUUACAUUACCCUUUUAAUCCAAAAUCAUUAUAUACGGUUAAAGGCAUCUAAUAAAUUUUGAGAUAUAAUAGAAAGAAGAUGAGAGAAGGACAAGAUAUGGUGUUUCUGUUAUCAUUUAGUUCCAAGUAUUGCAACUCACAUGCCAUGCAGAUGAAAUGGGGAAAAAUGAUCUAUGUGAGUUAACGUUAAUCCCAGCUUGUUAAUCAAGAAUUAACCUAAGAUACAGGAGCAAUAUUGCAAAAGUAUCUGUUGGUCUUUGGGAGGAGAGAUUUGAGACUGAAUUGUUUUAUCAUUUUAUUUAUUGAAGUAUGAAUAUAUUGAUAAGAAUAUGAUAGAAAAUCUAAACAAAAUAUAAAUCUUAAGAACUAUAUUUACCAAAUCAAAUCUACAUAAAUUCAUAAAUAAUCUGAAUUCUAACAGAAAACCUAAAAAUAUUAUUCUAUCUUUAACUAUUAAUUUAUUUUCUUAAAACUUCUUUAACAUAUAUAUUUUUUUGUAACGGUAAAAUAUGCAUGAUUCAACAAAUUCUGCAGAGUUUACUUGAAGCACAUUCCUCUUCUUUUUGGGGACCUUGAACACUUCCUAUAGAACUUAUUCUCGAUUUACAAGUAUUUUAUGUGCAAAGCAAUGCAUUAUUUGCAAAAUACUAUACCAUAAUUGAUUCAAACCCAUGCCAGUGGCUCCACUGUCCCUCAAGCUUCUGCAAGCUUUUAAGGACCCAUUGGAUGGUUUGUUCUCUCUGUAUCAAGGUUCUGCUUUGUUGCCACUCUUUGCAACUUGAAACAGAGCAUUACAAUUACUUAAACAUAAGGAAAAAUGAAAAGAUGUAUUUGCUAAUUGCAGCUUAAGACACAGGGAAACAGAGAUUGUAGCACCGCCUGUAUAUAAUAUAAACAUAUAUUCCGAGAACACUUGUAAUAAUCAUUUGAAUACCGAAUAUGUUUCACAUUUUUUGACAUAUUUAGUCUUAAUUUGUUCAAAUCAACACAUAAGCAUGAUUAAAAGGAAAGAGAAACUCCAGUCCUGUCUUGAGACUUACGCAAAUGUCGGUGUUGGAGACAACUGGGUAAUUUAUGCAAUUAUUACAUAACUUAUCAGUUGCAGAUGCAAGAUGAAUUAUGAAGAUAGAACUUGUAGUAGAAGCCAAAACGGCAGAACUUUAAACAAUCUUAUCAAGUUGAAGAAACAGCUUUUUCUUCACAUUUUCAGAUUCCACAAUAGCUUCAAUUACAAAAAUCUGCCUAUGCACGUCCAGAGCAUCCUCCAAAGUUACUUGUCAGGUUGGGAAAAAAGGAAUCUUUUAAAGCUCAUGCUCGUGAAUUUACAAGAAAACAAGAUUUAAUUCGUCAACACUUUAUUCUCGCAAUCGCCAGUUAGUCUGAAGGAAAUGAAUUCAAUCCCUUCAUUCCUAUCAACAGAAACGAUUCCUGUGGGAGGGAAACUUUCCUCAUUGGUCAUAAACGACAGGGAAAUUUUUUCCCGUCAAUUUGCUCCCAGUGAAAAAAUUGACAAUUGUAGAGCAUACAUAGCUAUUGAAAGCCUCAGAUUGCUAUCUAUCUGCAAAUCAAAGCUUGCCGGUAGGGCCCGUCGCUGCAAAUUUACCGGUAAAGAACGACUCUUGAGGGUACUGCGCAGGCAAGAUUGUAUCACUUUGUUCUUGGAUGAUCUUCCAUAUGAAGUUGUCAGCUCUAGAAAGAACCGUGCUGCAUCUUCUACUCCCACGUUUUGCUUUGAUGCCUUGAGUUCUUCUUCACAUGCUAAUGGAGACAUCACUGUGGAUGCUCAUAUUAUUUAUUGAACAUUUUUGUAUAUAUAAGCUUCCUGAAUUAUGUGAAGCUGCUUAACAGUUUGUUCAAUUUUUUUCCCCA